AUGGACUGUCCGGGGAAGGAAGGCACCGAGGGAAGGAAGAGGAAUUUGACCCUGCUAAGGAACAAGCUGUACAUGGGGCAGAGGAGGAGGACGGAGCCAGUGGUGGAGAGCACCAACACCGCCGGGGACCACGGCAACUUGAGGAGGAGUCAGUCCGACAGGACAGAGUACAGCCAGAAAUUGCAAGAAAAGAUGGCUCCACAGUUGGUGUCCUUAACCCCUGCCACCCCGCUGCAGGAGGAUGAGGAAGUCAGCAGACGCAUGAUGGCCAAGAGGGUGAAAAUCAUUGCAGAACUGUUGCAGACGGAGAAAGACUAUAUCAGCGACCUAGAUCUCUGCAUCAAGGAAGUGAUUCAGCCCCUGAGAAACAUGCAGAUUGCUCGCUUUGACGUGGAUGGCUUGUUUAGCAACAUUGAAUUGGUCCAUCAACUAUCAGCCAAACUGCUGUCAUUGUUGGAAGAAGCCACAACAGAUGUGGAACCACCCAUGCAAAUAAUCGGGGAAGUGUUCUUGCAGAUUAAAGGCCCACUAGAAGACACAUAUAAAAUCUAUUGCUAUCACCAUGAUGAUGCACACACCAUGCUGGAAUACUAUGAAAAGGAUGAAGAACUGAAGAAGCAUUUAAGAGACUGUGUACAGUCCUUAAAAAAGAUAUAUGAAGAAGAAGGAAAGCCAAAUCUGAUGGAUCUGGGAUCCCUAUUGAUCAAACCAGUGCAACGGCUGAUGAAAUAUCCUUUGUUACUCCAUGAGCUCUUGAAUUCAACUCCUGCUUCUCACCCUGACCACGAGGCACUACAAGAGGCCCUUUUAACUAUGAAAAACAUUAAUGUGAACAUCAAUGAACUUAAAAGGAGGAAAGAUUUAGUGCUGAAGUAUAGGAAGAAUGAUGAUGAUGAAACCCUUAAAGAGAAGUUUUCCCGACUGAAUAUUCACUCCAUCAGCAAGAAAUCCAAGAGGGUCACCAGCCAUCUGAAAAUACUGACGAGGGGAGAACCUCAGGUGAAAGAUGGAACUUUUAAUAAGGAAGAAAAGUUGUUUCAAAGUCUAGAGAAGACUGUGAAAUUGUGUGUGAAGAACAUUUCGCUGUGUUCGCAACAUCUCCAGGAUUCUGUACAUCUGGCUGCCCAGAAUAUAACUGAGCUUCAGGAAAUCCUGCAAGAUAAAGAUGACCAAGUCAAUGACUGUUCAGAAAACCAAACGAACACUGCGAAUUUAUGUGAAGACUUUAUGGCUCAGCUGGACAAGCUUGUCUUGACUCCUCUCUCAGCACUGCAAGCCCUGUUUCCAGGCCCUCAGAAGCUCAUCCAGAAGCGCUAUGACAAGUUGUUGGACUACAACAGCUACCUUCAGAGGUCAGGUGGAGAAGAGCUGGACCUGGCAAAGAAAGACUAUGAGGCUCUAAAUGCACAGCUAGUGGAAGAACUUCAGGUAUUCAACAGAACAGCCAACAAGAUUGUGUUGAACUGUCUACAUUGCUUCAUCACCCUCCUCAGGAAUAUUAUGUUUGCAGCUCUUCAAUCAAACUCUGCUGUCAUGGUGCCUGUUCCGCUGUCCUCCUCAAGCAUCUGUGAAGUGCAGAAUCAAUUGAUAGAGGAGGUUCACAAGCUGAAUUUUGUAAAAGAAAACAGCAGUGCAACCUUUAUUGAGAGAAAAUUGAGCUUGGAAAGAAAGAAACCUGUUCCUUCUCCGCUGGAGUCCCCACGCCAAACAGAGGACCACAGGUCCAAGCUGCUGUCCACAUACGGCACUGAGUUGCUGUACCAGGCUAAGCGCAAGUGCAACGCCGCACAGGAAUUAGAUAUUGACUUGCAUGAAGGAGAGCUGGUGGCUGUUGUUGAGCAAAAAGACCCCUUUGGAAGCACAAGCAGAUGGCUUGUUGACACAGGAAUCCUCACAGGGUACGUGUAUUCCUCCUUCCUGAGGCCUUACAAUCCAGCCAAAGCACAGAAGGAUGUUGCAGAAAAUGGCUUUGGUGAUGAUGAUUUUGAUGACAUCAGCCUCUUUGUCUCUUCACGGCCCCCUACUGACAGCAGCACAAGAAGUCCAGGAUACAAGAAGAGUGACAGCAGCUCACCUUUUUACUUCUGUGAAAAUCCCACAAUUAAUGGCACAGGGACUGGUGCACUUCAGGGUGUGGAUGAUCAGCAUGUCUUCUAUGCUGUUUAUGCAUUUCAAGCUAGAAGUGAUGAAGAACUCAGCCUUCAGGAGUACCAGAGGGUGAGGAUACUUCGCUUUUCCGACCUGAGUGGCAAUAAGGAAUGGUGGCUAGCUGAAGCAAAAGGUCAGAAGGGAUAUGUACCAUCUAAUUAUCUAGGGAAGAUGACAUAUGCUUAGGAGGGGAAGGGCCUGUUGAACCAGACUCUGAAGCAGACAGAAUAAUCAUCUGUUAGGUUUGCUGCAAGCAAAGCGAGCUCACAAGCAAUUGACAGAAGCCACGGUAUCCAACACACAGAUGAUACUGAGAACCUCCAUUCCCCAAAAGCCAUCACCUUGUCAAGACCUGAGGGAGGAAACAUUUAACAGGAAGACUGAUUCCGAUUAACAUGGUGAAGAGCCUGCUUUUCUAUUACCCCAUAAUUUUCUCUUUUGUCAAAGCGUCACACAUCAAGACUCAGCCUACAAGUACAAAUCACAGAUGAAAUUACAUUUUUCUUCCAUGAUAUUUAGCAAAUAAUAUUCAAGAUGAAGGGAAUUAGCCUUGAAAAAGGACAAAUUCAGUCAUCAGGGAUACUGUAGGCUGGGUUGUUCCUGAACUGUUAUCUCAGUGAACACAGACACCUCUUAAAACUUGAGCUUUUUUGAUUGUCUGUUUUUAUCCACAGCCUCUUUUGUGAAGAACCUUUUUUCUCAUUGGAGAUUAUUGGAUUGGGAAAAGAAAAAGGGCUUAAUUUUUAAGGAAACAUUUCAACUUAAAACAUACCACAUGUGGUGGUACCAGUGACUGGUCCCAGAGAAGAAGGUAUGUUUAGAUAAAUAUGGAAAUGCAGGAAGGAAAAGAGGAGACACUAGAAACAGGUACUGUGACAUAAAGAAGUUAUAAUUUUCAAAUGAAUUACACAACUGCUUCAUAUGGUAGAAACAGUUUGUAGCAAUAUGGAAGUGCCCCGGGUUUGAAAUCCACAUAUGUCUCCACACUAACUGCUUUAGUGCAGUGAAAUGAAACCUGUGUUGUUAGCCUUGGGAAAUUUACUGGUUAAAAAAAAAAAAAAAAAA
Cyanistes caeruleus (blue tit) is the source of this 3213-nucleotide messenger RNA. It is a transcript of the gene ARHGEF38, whose product is annotated as Rho guanine nucleotide exchange factor 38. Lineage: Eukaryota; Metazoa; Chordata; Aves; Passeriformes; Paridae. The record is from RefSeq and is a predicted model, not a curated record. Gene Ontology annotation, biological process: intracellular signal transduction. Gene Ontology annotation, cellular component: cytoplasm. Gene Ontology annotation, molecular function: guanyl-nucleotide exchange factor activity; protein binding.